This is a messenger RNA of Penicillium verrucosum, 165 nucleotides long. RefSeq lists its product as uncharacterized. The transcript has a single exon. NCBI's taxonomy places the organism in Eukaryota, Fungi, Ascomycota, Eurotiomycetes, Eurotiales, Aspergillaceae. The record is from RefSeq and is a predicted model, not a curated record. The coding region runs from base 1 to 165 and encodes 54 amino acids.
AUGGCCCAGCAAACGCCAAACCUCAAUGGUGCCACCAUUUACUCAGGUGGCACCCCCAGCACUCCCAAUACUGGGUCUCACGGAGCUGGCGCUCACACACCUCAGCACCACGGAGCUGGCUACAAUGCCCCGACUCCAGGAGCCUAUCAAAUGGGCCGGGUAUGA